AUGGCGGAAGGGUCGAAACGGCUUCUGGGGCGGUGUCAGCUUUGCCGGCUCCUGCUGUGGGCAGCGGUACUCUUGGUGCAGUCGUGCGGCGCAGAUGGAGUGGUGGUUCCACUUAAAGAUAAUCAAAUGUAUGAAGCAAAUUCCGCUAAGCAGUUUUGCUACACAAACAAGGUGAUCCCCAAAUGGCAUGAUAUAUGGGCCAAAAUUCAGAUCCGAGUAAAUAGCACCAAGAUGAUCCAGGUCAUCCAGGUUGAAAAUGAGGAGAAGCUUAAAGAACUGGAGGGCUUCAACAUAUGGAACUAUAUUGGCUCCGUCUUCAAAGAGAAGCUCAAUGACACCUACAUUACUGUGGGAAUCUACAGUAGUAAAACCUGCUUGAGAGUUAAUGUCCUUGAUCCGGGAUCCAGUUACACAAUCAUUGUUGCUCGAACAUUUGAACCCAAGUUCUUCAUGGUUACAUUUCUGGGCCUUCUGCUGUUUUUCUGUGCUGAAUUGAUGAGCAGAAGCCGGUUUUUCUUCUAUUCAACUGGAAUAAGCAUCGGCAUGCUAAGUUCACUGCUCAUCGUCAUCUACCUAAUGUCCAGAAUGGUGCCCAAGAAAAGUCCCAUCUACCUCAUGCUUGUGGGAGGCUGGUCUUUUUCAGUUUACAUUAUGCAGCUGGUCUUCAGAAACCUGCAGGAGAUCUGCAAAUUGUACUGGGAAUAUCUGCUGGGCUACCUGGUCGUCGUAGGCUGUGCCAGCUUUGCUGUCUGCUACAAAUAUGGUCCCCUGGAGAAUGAACGUAGCAUCAAUCUCCUCACAUGGGGUCUACAGAUCCUUGGCUUGCUGCUUCUCUACUUGGGCAUCCAGAUACGGCAAAUUGCCAUUGCCUUGAUCAUAAUUGCAAUCUGUACUAAAAACCUGGAGUACCCCGUCCUAUGGACCUAUGCCAUCUACAGGAAGGUGGUCGCAAUCACAAAAAAACCCAGCCCUCCACGCCUGCUCACUGAGGAGGAGUACCGGGUGCAAGGGGAGGCAGAGACGCGCAGAGCCCUGGAGGAGUUGCGGGAGUACUGCAACAGCCCGGAGUUCUCUGCAUGGAAAACAGUCUCCCGCAUCCAGUCCCCAAAGAGAUUUGCUGACUUUAUAGAAGGUGCCUCGCAUGUCAUCCCCAAUGAGGUCUCUGUCCAUGAGCAGGAAUAUGGGCUGGGAGGUUCCUUUCUAGAGGAACAGCUCUUUGAAGAGGGAGAUGAAGAGGAAGGUGAGGAGAGAGACUACAGCUUUGAGGAGGAGGAUUCCAUGGACACCUUGAGGCCAAAGUUUCAGCUGAGUUUCCAAGAUAGGGUUGGCUAGCAUUCAUACAAAUGGAUUGAAUGGUGCCCCGUGCUGACCUGGGGUGAGAGUUACAGUUUUGCUGACUUCUUGUUAUAAUGGAGCAUGUGAAUACAAAGCCAGCGGUAUAUGACAUCCGCCUUACAAGGAGUUUUUGCUUGGCAGACUCUGGGAAGGGGUGGGGUACUAUAGGACGUUAAAGCUCCACCAUUCAUUCCAGCCAACGAAUUGAAUGUGAACUGAAAUACACCUGAAGUAGGCCACAGUGUCCUGAGCCAAGUAUCUUGUGGGUUGCAAAACGUCCAGAAUGUAGGGCUGCAGAUUGUGGAUAAGACUAAGCAACGUGAGUGAGGUGGGGUUGUGACGGUCUGCUAGUAAUGGUGAAUUCUUUCCUCUUGGUAAAACAGGCUCUUCAGGAAGGGCUUAAAAGAGCCAGUCUAAUGUCCAGCCCUAGUGUGCAUCGUACCUUGUUCUUUGGAAGCCCAAAGCGCUGUCGGAUCCCAGCUCCCUCCCACAGUCUCCCUUUGUGGCUACUUUGCCCACUCCAGUGCCCCUGUACUUGCUGUUCAUUGAGCAAUACUUCACUUAAGCUAUCAGGCUGGAUCCCUUACUUUUCACAGUUCUAAUUUGAUGGUCCGAAGCUGACCCAAACUCUGCAUGUUUCAGCUGAACCAGAAUUUUGACUGCUUGCAAAUAAGAUGCAACAGCCAUGCUUUUUUCUUCUUUUUUUAAUUUGUAGUUUGGUUGUGUGUGUGUUUUUAGCUAGUAGACUCAUUGAGAGAUGGAGGUUGAUGCUUGUGGAGAGUGAUGAUAUCUCUGGCAACAGGUAAAUAUCUAGGUCUCUCGGAGAUGUCUCUACUAUCCCACAAGUGUGAAUAAAAUUAUUUUUAUUGAUUCACUUUGGGAAGGAGAUUUGCUUCAGCUUGAAAGCCUCCUGCAUAAACUUCUUGGGUUUCCUAUGGAACAGCUUUGAUUUAUCUCUACCCUUUUUGGAUGCCUCAAACUUUGUGAUCCACCGCAAGCCUGCCACUGUGUAGACUUACUUCACAGACAGUCCUCCUUUGCUCUAGCAGUCAUUCAUGUCACUACAAUUUUCCAUGUGAGAUUUCAGUAGCACCUGGACGAAGGUGGAGCAAUCGGGAACUUUUCGGAACAGGUGUUUGUGUGUAUAGCUCUACAAAGCUGCUACUUGGUGCCAGCAAAGUCUGAUGAAAAGUUACUGGUCCUACAAUGGGAUUUAACUUAUGGCUAGUUCCUUUCAAGCAUUUCUUUUCUCUCCUUUGUUGCUGAGAGGUUUGCUGCUGUAGUACUCUAAUAUUGUAUUUUCACGUUCCAGUCUACCUCCCAGCUGUUCAGACUCCCUGCUCAAACUGGUGUCACAGGGAUCUGUUCCAUUAUCAGCAGGAGUUUGGCAGAAACUAGCAGAGAACCUAAAACUGUGAGCAGGACAAACUAUUUGAUCUAUGCAAUGUGUCUUGUUCAAUGUGGGAUAUAAGCCAUGAAGGUUUCUUGGGUAGGUAAUGGAGGGGAGCAUCUCCCAAUACUGGUCAUACUACCUACAGACAUAACUUACGUUUCUUUUUACUGAUUUUUAUUUCCUCUGAGUCAAGUCAGUAUUAAAAAACAAAUAAAUGUAUUUUUGAGAAGGAAUGUA
Molecule: messenger RNA, 2965 nt
Organism: Elgaria multicarinata webbii
Lineage: Eukaryota; Metazoa; Chordata; Lepidosauria; Squamata; Anguidae
Gene: NEMP1
Product: nuclear envelope integral membrane protein 1
Exons: 9
Coding region: 1-1332 (443 amino acids)
Cellular component (GO): nuclear envelope
Source: RefSeq, a predicted model, not a curated record